Messenger RNA from Paramormyrops kingsleyae, 3227 nucleotides. RefSeq names its product sorting nexin 5 (gene snx5). NCBI's taxonomy places the organism in Eukaryota, Metazoa, Chordata, Actinopteri, Osteoglossiformes, Mormyridae. Gene Ontology annotation, molecular function: phosphatidylinositol binding; dynactin binding. The record is from RefSeq and is a predicted model, not a curated record. Gene Ontology annotation, cellular component: endosome. Gene Ontology annotation, biological process: retrograde transport, endosome to Golgi; pinocytosis.
GGAACGAGAUGUAUGUAAAUUACCCGAGCCACGAUUCCGCCUACUACAUUCCUUUCAACUGAGCAAAAGAAAAACAUACCGGAUUCAGCGGAAUCAGAAAGCAACAGAAAACCCUAUGACUGACAAGCAGGAAACGUAAUAGGAAAUGGGAACAGAGUUUGGCCCUGCCUACCCCGAAACGUCCGUGGCUCGGUUUUGAACAAAGUUAGUGGAAGUAAACGGAGUGACAGGAAAGGCAAGGGCAGUGGACAGUAAUUUGGAUAAAGUAGCUCUGUAAUUAAAUGAGCGAUUUCUGUAAUACUUUACCUAGUUAGUGUGUACCGUGUCUUGAAAAAUGGCAUUGACCCCCGAUGAAGGCGAUAGAGAUAAGGUCCGAUCGGUGUCUGUGGACCUGAACAAUGAUGCCUCUCUGCUCAUCGACAUCCCCGAUGCUUUAUGUGAGCGGGACAAGGUGAAAUUCACAGUCCACACCAAGACGACACUCAGGAACUUCCAGAAGCCCGAGUUCUCAGUGCCACGGCAGCAUGAGGACUUCAUCUGGCUCCACGACACCCUGGUGGAGACGGAGGAGUACGCCGGGCUUAUUAUCCCACCAGCCCCUCCCAAGCCUGACUUUGAGAGCCCCCGGGAAAAGAUGCACAAGCUGGGGGAGGGAGAGGCAUCCAUGACCAAGGAGGAAUAUGCCAAGAUGAAGCAGGAGCUGGAAGCUGAGUACCUGGCAGUAUUCAAGAAGACCGUGCAGGUCCAUGAGGUCUUUCUCCAGCGCCUCUCCUCCCACCCAGUCUUAAGCAGGGACCGCAACUUCCAGAUCUUUCUGGAGUAUGACCAAGACCUAAGUGUGAGAAGGAAGAACGCCAAAGAGGUGUUCGGAGGGUUCUUCAAGAACAUGGUGAAGUCUGCGGACGAGGUUCUGAUCUCGGGAAUCAAGGAAGUUGAUGACUUCUUCGACCAGGAGAAGACCUUCCUGCUGGACUACUUCAGCAAGAUCAAGGACUCCACUGCCAAAGCGGAGAAGAUGACUCGCUCCCAUAAGAGUGUGGCUGAAGAUUACAUCCACAUCUCCGCCACCCUGAACAGCCUCUCUGCAGAAGACACCACAGCACUGAAACAGCACUUGGAGAAGCUGUCGGACCUGUUUGAGAAGCUGCGGAAAGUGGAAGCCCGGGUGGCGUCAGAUCAGGAGCUGAAGCUGACGGAGCUGCUCAGGUACUACAUGAGGGACAUCCAGGCUGCCAAGGACCUCUUAUAUAGACGGGCCCGGGCGCUGGCCGACUACGAGAACUCCAACAAGGCCUUAGACAAGGCUCGGCUCAAGAGCAAAGAUGUGGUCCAGGCGCAGGAGCACCAGGAGCAGUGUCUGCAGAAGUUCAACAAGCUCUCCGAGUCUGGCAAGAAGGAGCUGACCAGCUUCAAAGGAAGGAGGGUGGUAGCUUUCAGGAAGAACCUGAUCGAAAUGGCAGAGCUGGAGAUCAAGCACGCUAAGAAUAACAUGUCGCUGCUGCAGAGCUGCAUCGAGCUGCUGAAGAGUAACUGAGAGCCAAUCUUUGGACAGCCAGACUGAAGGGAAUCCCCUCAGUUCACCUCCAACUGCACCACCCACACCUUCCCUGGAGCCACCAGCGUAGCUGUCCUUCAGCACACUUAAAGUUUACAAAUAUUCCACCCCCCCUUGCUGCUCCCAUCUCCUGCUAACCUACGUCUGUUUGACCUUCCUCAUGCUCGGUGUCCAUUUUUGUGUUUCCUGAACGCUUUGGGCGUUGUGUUGAGUCCUUCGCCACUGGAGUCCCCACUAAAGCAUGCCAUUUUGAAUUUAAGUACACAUAGCUUCAGCUGUGUACCCCAAGUUUGUUUAUUGAGUGUACUGACUAGCUUUAGCCAUUGGUUGACAUGCACUGUCUUUUGGGUGCUGACAAUGAACCAGAAUCCCCAGUUCUGUCCUCUGGUCUUUGCAGUGAAUUUAGUUGCCCUUAGUUUGUUGAUUGCCUACGGUCUUCUCUCUCUAUCUCUCUCUUUCCCCUUCUCUCUCUCAUUUCGUCACACAGUGAAUAUUUCCUUUUUUGCCUGGUUUGAUUCAGGCCUUUGAAACGCUGACAGUUGGCCUUGCUCUGCACUGAUGUGGAAUGAGGUUUGGACACUUGGAUGAGCACGUUAGAAAAACAGAACAGGAGUCAUUGCGUUCCUUCUUCCCCUUGGUCCGGUGUAGUUUCCUGUAUGUGUGUUUACCAUCCGGUGGCACUGUGUUUGUGUUUAUGUUUGUGUUUGUUUUUCCCCUCGAGGGAUAAAUGGAGCCACCGUGUAGCACUAUACUGGUAAAAGCACGGCAGGGAUGAUUUUUAAGACUCUGGUCAUGUUUCUCUCUCUCUCUCUCUCUCUCUCUCUCUCUCAAAGGACACCGUAAUGCUUAAAAAUACAAAUUAUCCCCAGAUGGGGCAGGUUAAAUGUGGGAAUCCUUUUCAGCGAUAUACACGCGGCCUUUUGUGGCGGGAAAAUGAACAGCAACAACAAAAAAAACUGACCAGUUUUUUGUUACUGGUUUUUUUUACUUGGGGAUAUUUAUAUGCUUUGACCAGUGCCCUGUGUGUUGGUGAGGCAUAGUACCAGUGUGAGUCACCCCCUUAACCUUACAUCCGCCCGAGUCAGAGUCAGAUGGUCCUGACUCGUGGUGGUGCAGCCAAACCCACUUCCUGCUGCGUGUGGCUUCUCCAUCUCAACUCCACACCUUCCACCAGCUUCCUGGCCAUUCGUGCCACUGUGCCAGCCGUCCUGAUGUUCUCUCUCUCUUUCCCUCCAUCUCUAGCAUCUAAAGAUCACAUUCUGUCUCUUUCAUGCUUCUGUUUCAAAAAGAUGUUUGCUUUUUUUAUUUUCAUAGUUAGUCGCAGGCUCUUUUCUAUUUUUUUUUCUUUCCCACAGACCCAUGAAAAUUGCAUGCUAAAGCAGUGGAAUAAAUUUGCAUUUCUGUGUAACACCUGAAUUCCAUCAACCCAGAAAAAACGCCAUGUUUAAAAGCAAUAAGAGAGCGUGAUGGCACUACAGUUUAGAAAUCAAUUGUGAGCUUGAUUAUUUCCUAAAUCGUUAUUGUUUUUUUUGAUAAUUGAAUGUAUUUCUAAUUGAUACAGAUUUUGAACAAUGUCUUGUAGAUUGUUUUUCUUAUGGAGUUUUGUUAGUUUUUUGCUCUUUUUUAAGAUUCUUGUAAUAAUGACAAUAAAUGUCUUAAUUUCCCAGCUGAA